CUACAGCGUAAGUACAAGAGACAAGAUAUGUGCUAAUUGAAUGGGCGCAUUGGCAACACACAGUACACGUGGUGAGAUGUGUUUAGGAAGGAGCUGCAGUGGAGUGUACCAAGGUAGUUGUCGGUGCCUCGCGAUCUGGGAAAAUAGUUGUGAAAAGGUUGCGACGCCUGGGAAAUUUGCUGGCUGCGCACCUGCAUGUGUGGUACAAAACAACUACUGCAAUUGUUAGUAUAAUAAUAAUGGCAGUCUUCAAUGUGCACCUGCAUGGUGCCUAAUUGAUCGAGGCACGCGUUGGUGGCGAUCCAGGGAACGCGACGCGUCGCAUCACAGACACCUUUGAUUCUAUCACAAAAACACACAAGUAGUCGUCAUCGACGAAAGCGUGUGCGCGAGUCAACUCCAGCAGGAACCUCCAAGAUGUCACGAUGGCAUUUCGCGGCGUGCCAAUGGAGAGCAACCAACAUCUAGAUGUUUCCGAUGAGGACUUCGGAUCAGACAUAGACGCUGACAUCUGGGACACGGUGCUUUCGCAGAUCGAAAAUCAGCCACUCAGUGAAAUCGCAAUCACUGAUUUGGAAGAAGAUCUAAACCACGGAAAUGCUACAUCAAGCCAAGUCCGCGCAUUGCGCGUUGCGCAUGUCCCGCAGCAAACCAAUACCCGACUUCCAGAUCUCGAGGAUAUCAUGGAGGAUAUCCAGGGUUCUUCGCCUCCAUUAUCGGUUCAGGUGUCUAAUGACGGGCACCCGAUCGAACCAAGCAUCCCAGCUGUUAAGACCAGUGAGAGAGAAGAUCAGUCCAAUUCAUCGGACCCGAAACCGCAAGAAGUAGAACCUACCAGCACCAAGGCUCGUGGUAAAUCGGUGGCCUCUGGAUCUACCAGAAGGCCCAAAGUACAGCACUCGGCGGAUACGAACGCUGAGUUUCUCGAACAGCCUUUGUCGAUUGAUCCUGAACAAGACACUCAAUCGCCGCUGGAACGCUUCCGGAGCCCACCGAAAAAAGCUUUAUCGGUGACAGAUAUCAUCUCGCCUGCGUGGUGCGAACUACAAUAUUGGUACUCGCUCACAAGGUAUGGACGGGUCCGUCAAACACCAGCGAUGAAGCAGGGAACCAAGAUCCACAAGAAAAAGGAACGUGAGGUGUACACAGAAGUCCCUGUUGAGGUAGCCAGUGCCGAAGACAAAUUUGGGCUCAGAUUGUGGAACAUGAUCGUUGGAUUACGAACUCUAAGAACGACCGGGCUGACGCGCGAGCUCGGGGUUUUCGGCAUCAUUGAAGGAGAGGUCAUCAUUGGUAUCAUAGAUGAGCUCACGCGGACCUGCCCAGAUGAGGAAGCGGAGGCAUCCAUUCGCGGUGUGGCGGAAGGUCUCAACAACACAGCUCAAUCCUCUGACAGGAAGGCAAAGUCGCAUCUGAGCAAAGGAAUCGUCAACCAGCCCACGAUGGCCGAAUUUUUUGCGAACCGUGCACAAGACGGCAGUACGAAUCAUGAUCAAUCGCGUGCCGGCUUCGGUUCUCUUCCGGAUGAUCGAACAUCCAUAUACCUGGUCGAUAUCAAGACGAGAAAAGCAAAGUCUCUUCCGAGGGCAACAGACAUGCGACCAACCCGAAUGCAAUUGAUGCUUUAUCAUCGUCUGUUGGCCGAUCUUGCUCGUGGUGAAGUAGAUCCGGACCAUUUAUUCGACAGAUACAAGCUCGACAAAGAUUCUGUCUUUUCCGACACAUUUAUUGCCUCCCUAAACAAUCUCGAUUCGGGAGCAGGCUACGACCAAUCUUACGACGAUGACGAAGAUCCACCGGUCGAUGCCGUGACUGAACUUUUAGCCCACAACACCCUCGUCAAGCUAUGGUCCCUCAUGGUUUCCGAAGUCGCAAAGACAUUUCCCGACGGAACACUAUCGCCGAUGUUAACAGCCGAAUAUCGAGCAUCUACAAGCGGCGAAGUCAUCGGCAAGCACUCAUUCCCGCUUCAUACGGGUGAACUCAACGAUUACGUGGCAAGCGAGAUGCAAUGGUGGCGCGGCGAACGGCCAGCCCGAGGCGUCGAGGUCGCAGAGGCGUCGAGGUGCGGCAUAUGCGAGUUUGCGGACAGUUGCUCCUGGAGAAAGGCCAAGCUCGCGCAAGCGACGACAUCAGCAAAGUCCAAACGGGCCGCAAAACCUAGUGCCGACGAAAGCAUCGCUUGAGUGACGCUAAAGUGUCACCCGAAUACCGCCAUUAUUGGCACGAGGACCCUGAAGUCUAUGAGCGUUGUCAUGGCCAUGACGAUGAUCGAAUGGCGACCGUAGCAGUAUGUUGCCGAGGCGAGAGAUUCGUGAACAUCUCCGACAUGUAACCCACGAUGUUCCAAUCCCAAUAGACGUCCGUACUUUGAUACAAUCACCCCAGGGUUACCUAUUAAUUCUUAGGGUUGCUUGAUAUCAUCAACGAUCUAUCAUUUAUUCCUGAAUCGUUUCACGGUUCGAAUCUUCCGACAUCGUCGACCUCCUGCAGCAAACGCGACGAUGUGAUGAUGGAAUGCGUGGGAAAGGUCGCCAUUUUAUCGAGGGUGCGGACGUUCAUCAACGU
Dissoconium aciculare CBS 342.82 is the source of this 2568-nucleotide messenger RNA. RefSeq lists its product as uncharacterized. Gene Ontology annotation, biological process: interstrand cross-link repair. Gene Ontology annotation, cellular component: mitochondrion; nucleus. The transcript is spliced from 2 exons. Bases 426 to 2186 code for a protein of 586 amino acids. Gene Ontology annotation, molecular function: single-stranded DNA 5'-3' DNA exonuclease activity. The record is from RefSeq and is a predicted model, not a curated record. NCBI's taxonomy places the organism in Eukaryota, Fungi, Ascomycota, Dothideomycetes, Mycosphaerellales, Dissoconiaceae.